Molecule: messenger RNA, 386 nt
Organism: Acomys russatus (golden spiny mouse)
Lineage: Eukaryota; Metazoa; Chordata; Mammalia; Rodentia; Muridae
Gene: Romo1
Product: reactive oxygen species modulator 1
Exons: 3
Coding region: 147-386 (79 amino acids)
Biological process (GO): protein insertion into mitochondrial inner membrane; protein import into mitochondrial matrix
Cellular component (GO): TIM23 mitochondrial import inner membrane translocase complex
Source: RefSeq, a predicted model, not a curated record
CCAUCCCCGGCGCUCGCCAAGUCCUCAGCCCAUGCUCCCGGAAGUAAAUGCCCCACGCUCCGGAAGCGAUCCCGCGGGCCGCGAGCGCCCUCCGCCUAAGCUUUCGGCCCGAGACGUCGAGCUGAGCGACCGCGGCGGCGAACGAGAUGCCGGUGGCCGUGGGUCCCUACGGGCAGUCCCAGCCCAGCUGCUUCGACCGCGUGAAGAUGGGCUUUGUCAUGGGUUGUGCUGUGGGCAUGGCGGCCGGGGCGUUGUUCGGCACCUUCUCCUGUCUCAGGAUCGGAAUGCGGGGUCGAGAGCUGAUGGGCGGCAUUGGGAAAACCAUGAUGCAGAGUGGAGGCACCUUUGGCACAUUCAUGGCCAUUGGAAUGGGCAUACGAUGCUAA